CUCACCCAGGUUACACUAAUGAAUUUUGUUAUGGCGUGCCCGUGGCAGGGGGCUAUCGCUCUCUGCCGAACAUUUGUGUCGCCUUCUCCAUCGUCUCAAGUCCACUAGUGAAGCGAGAAGUUGUAAAAGUUGCCCGAGUAUAAAUUUGUGAUGUUACCGAACGGACUACACAUAUUUUGAGACGCUUUGCCAAUAUUGAAACCAAGACUGUCACUGGAAAGCUUUUGCCAUGUCUCUGCUAUGUGUUCGAGUGAAAAAAGCCAAACUUCAAGGAUCUUCAGAUAAGUAUAACUCCUACGUGACGCUGAAGGUGCAGAAUGUCAAGAGCACCACCAUCACGGUGCGAGGAGACAAACCAUGCUGGGAGCAGGACUUCAUGUUUGAGAUCAACAAUUUGGACCUGGGGCUCAUCGUGGAGGUGUGGAACAAGGGUCUCAUCUGGGACACCAUGCUGGGGACCACCUGGAUGCCCCUCAAGCACAUCCACCAUUCAGAGGAGGAGGGCUCGGGGGAGUGGACCGCGCUGGACUCGGAGGUUCUGAUGAAGGCAGACGAGAUCUACGGCACCAAGAACCAGACGCCACACCGCCUCCUGCUGGACACGCGCUUCGAGCUGCCUUUCGACAUCCCAGAGGAUGAGGCUCAGUAUUGGACCCGCAAACUGGAUCACAUCAACACCAUGGGGAUCCACGACGAGGAUGAGGUCCAUGGUCGCCCUCUUCCGUUCACUCCCUCCCAGUGCUCCCUGACAGACGACCUGGACGACAGGGACAGCGAUUACCGCAGUGAGACCAGUAACAGCCGGCCCCCUCGUUACCACACCACUGCCCAGCCCAACUCCUCCGUGCACCAGUACCCCCUGGGCCCCCAGUACCCUCUGGGCCCCCAGUACCCCCUGGGCCCCGGCCCCCGCAGUCACGCUGACUCCUGUGCUGACUCCAUGCACAGCUUCGACAUGGGGGAGCAUCGAGGGAACAGUCCGGUGGAAAGUAGUCGCUUCGGGUCGUCGGGAAACCUCAGCCAGAUCAGCUCUCAGCUUAGUGAGACGGGUCAGGAGAGCGCAGGAGGCUCGGAGCUGGAAGAGUCUUUCCAUUCCUAUCACAGCUCCUCCGCCAAGGGGCAGCAUCCUACCAAUGGACACCUGCCCAGCAACGGUCAUUCAGCUCUUGGGGAGGAAGAGAUGCGCAAAGCCUCUCUGGAAAUGGGCAAGGGCUUGAACGGCUCCAUGAAGAAAGAAGCCCUAGUUGAGAAAAAGUCCAACAAACUACAGAGGUUUGAAGAGGGUGGACCUCCAUUGCCCUUCUCCCCAUCUCGAGUACGCUGGCUGAAGGCCAUCAAUAAAGUUAGGGUUCAGCUCCGGGAGUCAUGAAAAUAUAGGUGAUGUGAGGAGAUCAAUGGCCUCCCUCUCAGGAUGUUGUCAGUUCCCUAUCUGCUCUGAGGCGUAAGG
Molecule: messenger RNA, 1447 nt
Organism: Hypomesus transpacificus
Lineage: Eukaryota; Metazoa; Chordata; Actinopteri; Osmeriformes; Osmeridae
Product: protein unc-13 homolog B-like
Exons: 11
Coding region: 230-1369 (379 amino acids)
Biological process (GO): synaptic transmission, glutamatergic; neuromuscular junction development; synaptic vesicle priming
Cellular component (GO): presynaptic membrane; terminal bouton; plasma membrane
Molecular function (GO): diacylglycerol binding; calmodulin binding; syntaxin-1 binding
Source: RefSeq, a predicted model, not a curated record